AUGUUAUUUUUAUUUAAGAGCCGCAGAAAUAAUUUUUUUUUCAAACAUUUACAAUUAAAAAAAGAACAUGACACUGAUUACGAAUAUGAAGUAACACAAGAUCCUCAAGAAUGGUCUCAUGUUGAAAAAUUAUUACCUUUUUCAUCAGUGCCAGUACCUGAAAAUAAAUCAAUUUAUCCUUCAGGUUGGAGACCCAUGAAAGAGGAAUCGUUAAAUCUUCCAUAUUUUGUUGAAAGAUCGAGAAAUUACAUGUUACCAGUUUAUCUUAAAUAUCCAAAAAGAGGAAAUGGUAAAAUAACAGUUAUAAAUAAGAUAAGAGGAGAUAUAUGGGGUUUAUACAAUGAAUUACAACAACAUUUAUAUAAUGUAACUAAAAAACCGAGAAUAUUUUCAAUUGUACACGAAGGAAAUUGUAAAAUACAUAUCAAAGGUGAUUAUGUGUAUUAUGUUGAACAGUGGUUAUUAAGUAAAGGAUUUUAA
This is a messenger RNA of Pediculus humanus corporis (human body louse), 480 nucleotides long. RefSeq names its product mitochondrial 50S ribosomal protein L49, putative. Gene Ontology annotation, biological process: translation. The transcript has 2 exons. The coding region runs from base 1 to 480 and encodes 159 amino acids. Gene Ontology annotation, cellular component: mitochondrial large ribosomal subunit; ribosome. Gene Ontology annotation, molecular function: structural constituent of ribosome. NCBI's taxonomy places the organism in Eukaryota, Metazoa, Arthropoda, Insecta, Psocodea, Pediculidae. The record is from RefSeq and is a predicted model, not a curated record.